This is a messenger RNA of Orussus abietinus, 5184 nucleotides long. RefSeq lists its product as uncharacterized. NCBI's taxonomy places the organism in Eukaryota, Metazoa, Arthropoda, Insecta, Hymenoptera, Orussidae. The transcript is spliced from 15 exons. The coding region runs from base 65 to 4975 and encodes 1636 amino acids. The record is from RefSeq and is a predicted model, not a curated record.
GGCUAUUCGUUCACUUGUGACGUGGAGAGUGGAAUGUGUAGCAGAGAAUAUAAGUCAAUCCACAAUGAUAGCCACAAAAUUCCUACUAUUUAUUUUAAUAUCGUUAAGUUAUUCAGAAGCAGAUCCACCGUAUUCAUCAAAUAAGCUCGAGGAUGUUUUUGAAACAGUGACAGAUUUUUUUGAAAAACUGAAGAAGGACUACGAACACGAGAUACCGAGCACUGAGGUGAUAAACAAGCUUGAUAAUGAAAUUGACAAGUACGUAGAAAAUUUAAAAAUACCGAACAUACAUCGUAGUCGAAGGCAGGUAAAUAAUUUCGGAGAAGAAAGGAACGAUUUAGGUACUUACGUAUUAAGUGGAUUCCAAUCGUUUUCUUCCCUUCGUGUGCCUGGUGCUCUUGAUGUAUCCUUCUUCAUGCAUCAACACGGUGCUGAGCUAGAGUGGUUUGCCGUAGCCUUGAAUUCAACGAAAUUAACAUUACUUCGACUAAAUGCCAAUAUUUUCCAUCCGAUUUAUAAUUUGUCAUUGAGCGAAGCAAGCUGCCUAGAUUCUGAGAGUUUGGAAACAGUUGGUACCAUAAUGGCAAUUGGGUGCUCUAAAAGUGGUAUCACGAUUCUACGACUCUAUCAGGACAAGCCAUCCGAACCACUGUCCCUGCACUUGGCGCAGCAUUUGGAAGCAUCAGGGAAUUCUCGUCCGGUACUCUGGCGAGGCAUGAAUCAGCUGUUCCUGGGCGUAUCUAAUCCUCACAACAUUACAAUAUAUCACUGGCUGGGAGAGAACUUCGAUUCCAUACAGACCAUUUCUAACAUCGGAGCAGAGAUGUUGGUGCCUUUCAGGAUCGGUGGCUCCAUGCAUCUAGCUGCGAUGAGUUCACGCAGUACAAUAAUUCUGAGAUUCUUGCUUCGUUCCAGUGAAUUUAUUGUUGUACAAAAAUUGCCCAGUGCCAAAGACAUCGUUGCCUUUGAGGUGGGAAAGGAACGUCUCAGAGAGCACUACGUCGUAUUGUCUCUAAACAAAGGAUCCCUUGAAAAUGGUUCCACGAUUAUCUACAAAUAUACUGCUGGGCGUUUUGUCCCAUUCCAAGAGCUUCUGCCAGCGCAAAAAAUCUUUUACAUACCUUCCUCGAAAAAAGACACAGCGGUUCUAUUGUUGUCACCAAAAGACCAGGUUGACAGCACGGUUAUCUUCCAGUACGAUGGUUGGAGGUUCGAACCAUUGGAUGUAAACCCUCUUCGAAUGAACCAACUGCGUCCAGUUUCUUUACAAGGUGAAGACUUUAUAGCCAUCGAGAAUGCUACCAGUGAAUGGACCUUACUUAUUCCAAUUUGGAGCCGGAGAAACACCUGGGGACAGAUAAAGGAAGACAUUACAUCGUGGUGUCUCGAAGCCAGAAAUAAGCUGAAGGAAGAUCUUGCUUUAUUAACUUCGAAGGAGUCCCCACUGCCAGACACAAUACGAAUUAGGAAUGGAGCUGUCAUCGAUAAACUAUACACUAAAGAGUUAAUUGGAAAUACUACCAUGAUACAGAGGUUUGUGGGCUUAAGUGAACAAUACAAGACGGAGGAGUCUAAAUUGCUCACAGCAAGAGAUACAUUGAUUAAUGCAAUGUCUGUGGAGAAUACUAGAUUUGUGCGACUAAAUGCUUCUACCGUUAAAACAAGGUGUACGUCUAACUGUAGAGCACAAAGUACGGUUACGGAGGUAAAGAGCACCAUUCUGGAAGAAUUGAGGAGACUCGACACUGUCCAUACAAGUAAUGUUAAAAGAAACACCGACAGUUAUGGUUUAGAACUUGAACACGUUAAAGUUGAUUCCGUUGGAUCGAGUUUGCCUUGCCCAAAGGCCAUUUUGAGACUAAACGAAGUGAUUCUUGGAGGAGACCAAAAGAUCAACGGAGUAUCCCUUAAAACUCUCUGGGACGACACAUUAAAAAUCACAGGGGAUCAAGAAAUUACAGGAGACCAUGUGAUAUAUAGUCUCACAGCGAACAGUGCUUCGAUACCUUUGGGAAUUGCAUCGCAGACUAUCCAGACAACGGUGCAGGCAAAGACUAUAACAACGAAGGAUUUACAUCUAACAGAGGCAGGAUUGUUGUUGCCUUUGAAUGGCUCGCCAGUUUCCAUUACUGGACAGAUCCAAGCUCCAAAAGUCAGAAUUCGAAAGGUCCAUUUACGUGCAGGAGUAAAAGGAGAAGGUAUCAAAGUACUAGCCCCGAUGGCCCACGUACCAGGACCUCUAACGUUACCAAAAGGCACUUACUUCCUGAAGAAUGUCACAAUAGCGAGUAUUCUUAAGGCUGGAAGCAUAACUCUAGGCAAUGGAACGUCCUUGAAUGCGAUAGUAGAGAAUUCCGUACCUCUACAGGCUGCGGUACCGGUUCAUUUUGUCCUCGACGGUAACACCAUUGAAUGGAGCAGAGUUACCUUGGAAUCCCUACGUCGCGUAUUAACGACAAGUCCUGGGACUGCCGUGAACAUAACUGGAAAAAAAUUCGCACCCGGCGGUGUAACUCUGCCUCCGAACAAAAAUACUGUCCAAAGUGUCCCCAGAAUCAAAGGAACGGUGUGCGGAAAAAGUGCGGUCACGUCCGACAUAUCUACUGAGACUGUAAGAAUGGGUCGAGUGGUUGCGAACUCAACAUUAAGUAAUUCCAUUUUCGGCGCAAUGACUUUCUACGAGAUGAUCAUGGAUACGGUCACUUCUGCCUCGGACAUAGAUUUCAGUUCGAAGAACAUUCUACAGCUUAGAGCCAAGAAAAUAUCUCCAUCCAGUAUACGCGACUUUGAUUUCAAAGGAUUGAAGAAUCUGCUCUCCCGCUGGUCGGCGCCGGGGAAGAUGAAAGGCUCCGUCAAAGUUUCCAAUCUAAGUGUCCACAGUCUUUUCUCAGAUGAAGCGUUCAACGUUCCGUUGCCUCCUCACGUAGGAAAUGUUGUAUCUAAGAGAAACGCUUACGUUAAUUCUCUAGGGAAUAUAAACAUCAAGGAAUUUAUGGAAGGCGUUGUCAUCACCGAUACGCCGAUGACGUUGAAGAACUUAACAUUCGCUGGAAAUCUCACUGUUGGUCAUAUGCAAGCGUCUCAUGCACCGUCAAUCCUCCAAAAUCCGGAAACGAACUCUGGGGAUGUCUCACUGGGUUCGAAGACCGUCGAAGGCCCUCUGGAAAUACAAGAAGGAUUAACAAUACCGCACUCCUUUGUACAAUUGUCAAAUGACGCCGUCGAGCAUCUAAUUAUUCGAGGAUCCGCAGUGUUUAAGAAGGAGCCCACUGUGGAGACCAUUAACGAGAUAGACAUUAACAAAUUAAUUUCCAAUGAUAUCUGGAUGAUUGGAAAUGCGGCUACGCUCUCGGCAGAGACUUUCGAGUUUAAGAACUCCUCAUUUCACGGCCCUGUAUCUUUAAACGAAGGCGUCGACAGCCCCGGGUUUGGCUCGUGGGAAAACGCGAAGCACCGAGUUCUGAGUAAAUCGGAAUCCCAAGAAAUCUCCGUUGAGGCAUCAUUUGACCAUCUUCGUGCCCCAGGAGUUGCCACUUCGGAAUCGGCCUCUCCAAGACUGCUGGUACCUGAAACAUCAAUUUUGUCAGAGUUACAGCAUAACACCCUGAAGAAAAACGCAACUCAAACCGUGAAUACCAGCCUGGGAUUCGAGGAGCUACAUAUCUUAGGAGAUCCAGUGAUACAUGGAACGAUCAACGACAUGAAUUUAACUACCGACGUCAUGCGAUCCGACGUAGAAAAAAAUAUUCUUUCCGGAACAACUACGGUUAACCACCUAAUAGCUGAGGAUGUCGAGAGCUUUAAUUUUAGCGAAUGGUCCAGCGGAGCGUUAAUCACGAACAAGGCGAAAGAGACCAUCGUUAUCAAGGGCCGGAAAACAUUUACAAAUUUCAACGGCCCGUCGUUGAAAGUGGCCGGAAAGGUAGCGGGCUACACGAUGGAAAGUCUGCUAUCGCGAACGAAUCCCCAGGAGAUUACGGGCAAGAAAACUAUCAAAGGGAUCGUGAAGGCACCAGCGAUUAUACUGGAUGGAUUCGUUAACGACGUGAACUUAACGAGCGUCAUCGAAUACCAGUUAACAAUUAACGCUUCCCGACAAACUAUCAGGACAGAAGUCAGACUGCAGGGGGAUUUAGAAAUUUUCGGCAACGUCACAAUGAAAGGACUUUAUCAGGGGGUCGAAUUGACGCCGAUAGCAGAUCAAGUAAACGGCAGUCUGACUUCCGUCUUGGAAGGAAUGCAAGAACUGACCGAUCUUGCCGAGAUCGUGGACAUCGCUCUGCAAGACCGGGCCGUGCAUUUCCACAAAUUGGCCUUGCCGGAAGACCAGAGGUCUAUAUCACUUCCCGAGUCCAUCGAGCCAGAGGUGGGGCCGACGGAAGUGAAAUUCGACGACCUGGGUACUUGCACCAGAUCGCCUAAGGGUACUCUCGAUUGCGACAACGAAGAACUGCGAGGUCUGCUAAGGUCAACCUCGACCAGCGGGACCAUACUGAACGAGAUCAUACCAUUGGGCGACCGGAUGCUCCUCCUCUCGGUGUCGUCCCAUCCCGACUCCAAAAACGGACAUUCCGGGGUGUCGAUAUUCUCCUACGACCGAAUCAAUAAGAAAUCCCGUCCGGUCUCAACUCUUCCCUUGAUGGAGCCUAUUCGAGCGAUCUCUGGAACUGCCGAUGGAUCGCUAUGGAUCGCCGUUCAGCAACCAUCUCGGCUCGUCAUCCUGAGAUGCGAGCCCUGGGGAGCUUUCCGGGAGUACGUCAUUCCAGGAUCGAGCCUCUUCCUGAUGAACAAGGUCCACACGGGAGAGCUCCUGGUCUUCCGGUCGGACGGAGUCUGGAGAAUAGGAGGACUUGCAGGACCUCGUAGCGUUUUCCACCUUCCCCAGGAUACUCGAGUCGGUCCUGUCGAAAUUAGCCACCACUCGGGCAAAGGCACCGACCCGUCCAAGGUCGAGAUGCGGUACUUAGGUAAUUGAGACAACGCGUACGCUCUAAUUUCCUGGAAUUAAUGAAAUUAACGGAAAGGCUGUGAGAUUGUGUGCAGACGUGUACGCACAUCAUUUAGAAAACCAACGUGAUCUCGUGUGUUCUUUGUAAGUUGAAUUGUAAUUAAAAAGUAUGUUAUUACCGAUAUCGAUAUUGUCCUCGUGGAUACCGUUCGCAGAAAUACACCGCCUGGGAGGUA